GGGUCGGAGGAGAAAAGAAGAACGACAAGGCCGGCUUUCCUAGGUGCGCAAGGAAUUAGGUGAGUGAAGUUUAACGGGAGAAUGGGAUAUCGUAGCCCCUCUCUGAUGUAAAGCGUGUUAGAGGGGCAGGGGUUGGAUUCCGUAGAUGUGGAGGAAUGUAGUGCGGUCGAAGUGGUGGAAAUUGGUUGGACUUCCAACCAAUUGACUUAGUGGGGGGUCGAGAUUUCAAUCAACCCCCUAAAUCCCUUCAACCGCACACCACCACAUUCCAUCCACCACCGCCCAUGUCAAAAUUUGAACCUCCAACCAAUUCCCUUCCCUCAACCGCACUGCACUCCUUUUCAACCAGAAUUUCCAACCCUUCCUCUCCAAGCUCCUCACAAACACCUCCCCGUCAAUUACACCAACCCCAAACAGCCGCGCGCAAUUUCUGCACGCCAUUACAACCAGAGAACCCUAUUUUUUUCUAAGUUCAGGGCCCGCGCCCAUGUUCCCCCCCCUUUCUGGCACAAUUAAGCAACGCGAUAUGCGGAUGGGCCUUUAGGAGCCCUCCUGAGUGCUCCUGAGUAACGCCAGCAGUCACGAUAUUUAGCUAGGAGGGCUCCCACUCUCUCCCUCUCUCAAGCGGUCCUGCUCAUGACGAUGUACAUAAAAAUGUCGAGAUGCGAAGUAUUAUGGUGAUGGUGGUGAAGCCCUUACCCGUCCUAGUAUGUGUUCAGUUUAGGAGCAAGCGGCAUAUGAUGAACCUAAUCUGAAACAAUUCUCCGGUUGGCCGAUCAAAGAUCUGAGGCCAACAGAACUAGCAAAGCAAGCCUAUGAACAACAUGUUCACUUGCUUGUGUCUCUCUUCUUCCGACCCACGCCACACAGGGAUCUCUCGUCCAACAGUAUCACUGGCUCCAUUCCCAGCAGCAUCACCUCGCUCACUCAACUCGUUUUUCUAAAUAUAGGCGGGAAUCUCUUGGAUGGAUCCAUUCCAGACUCUCUUGACUCGAUGGUCGUGUUGAUGAAUCUAAAUAUGAGUGGAAACCACUUGAAAGGGUCCAUUCCAACUACUCUUGGCAGCAUGGGCAGCUUGAAGUUUCUGUACAUGAAUGAUAACCAGCUCACUGGGAGCAUUCCGGGCUUCAUCAACCCAAUGAAUCUGACUGAACUGGUGUUGAGUGGGAAUCAGCUGAGCGGCCUCAUCCCCCCCUCUAUUCAUUCCUGCGAACAGCUUCAACGUCUGUGGCUCGACAACAAUUCGCUGAGCGGGAUCCUUCCAUACUCUCUUGAGGUCAUGUCUCAGCUUACCUCCUUGAGAAUCAAUGACACGAGCCUCAACGGAACGUUGCCAACGUUUCUUGGGAGUUUCAGUUCCCUCGAUUCACUCAACAUCAGCGGCACAAACCUCACGUGCCCACCGGACUACACCGCCUGUGGCCCAACACAGUCGCCUAAGACAGCCUUCUGUCGGACGUGCCCUUCCUUCUGCAGCACUUGUGCCACGAACAGCAGCAGCCCCAGCAGCAGCGAGUCAUCUGAAGGUGGAGGCGUAUCGGUGGGAGUCAUCAUUGGCAUUGCCGUUGCGGCUGGGGUCAUUCUCUUGCUACUCAUUGCCACACUGCUCUACUUCGUGCAUAAGAUGCAGCAGAAUAAAAGAGCCCUGGGUACCAGCCUGGCUGCUGCACACUGCACGGAAUUCUCUCUGGCUGAGGUCCUCAAGGCCACCAACAACUGGUCAGAGGACAACCAGCUUGGCUCGGGUGCCUUUGGUGAUGUCUACAAGGGCGUGUCUCCCCGCGAUGGCACCACAGUGUGGGCCGUGAAGCGAGCCAAGCUGAUCGACGUGGACUUCCAGAGGGAGAUCCUCCAAAUGGCCGACAAGAACCAUCCCAACAUUGUGCGGCUGCUCGGGUUUGCAGUUGGAGGGGACGUGAGGUCGAAAAUCGAGCAGAUCUUGAUCUACGAGUUUGUGUCCAACGGUGAUCUCCACAAGUGGAUUGAUCGCGAUGCAUCCAACCCUCUAAGCUUCAAGCAGCGGCUGGACAUUCUCAUUGGAAUCGCACGUGGCUUUGAGUACCUCCACAGCUUCAACAUUGUGCAUCGGGACAUCAAGCCGGCAAACAUCCUCAUCACUGCUGACAUGCAGGCCAAGAUUGCAGACUUUGGGCUUGUGAGGGCGGGAGAGGGCACCACAGUGGGCUCUACUCGGAUCAUGGGAACACCGGGCUAUCUGGAUCCCGUUUACUCCAGGACAUCGCUGGCAACUUCUGCCAGCGAUGUCUACAGCUUCGGUGUGCUCAUGCUUGUGGUCCUCACGGGGGAGGCUCCAAUUAUUGAGUCGGCUGGAGAAACCAGGCAGAUCACUUCGUGGGCAUCCGAGUGCGUGACCUUGGGCGACUUGGGGAGCCUCACUGACUCCAAUGUUGAGGCCCCUGGGGAUGCUGUGCUGCGCUUGACUCAGCUGGCAAUCAGCUGCACCGUGGAGCGCACUGCAAGCCGCCCAAGCAUGGCUCACAUUGCCAACCAGCUGAAGGCCAUCCGGGAGGAGGUGGCGGGGAAGGAUGAGCUGAGUGCUGCGGUUAAGGUGGAUGCGCAGGUGCAGGAGAUGAAGGACACAUUUGGAGAUGUCGAUGCGUUUGAGGAGUCACUCAAGAUGAUUGGGGAGAGAUUCUCCAACGAAAACCAUGUCUAAAUCUGUUAAGGGUGUGAUACCGUAUACACCCGGAUAUAAGCGCAUAUGUGCUUGUAAUGGAACCCCUUGCAAAAUCACCUGCGUUUAUAAUCGAAUUUAAUGUGUAAGCCCAUGCGCUUUAUAAAUGUACCGUAAAGAA
Closterium sp. NIES-67 is the source of this 2816-nucleotide messenger RNA. NCBI's taxonomy places the organism in Eukaryota, Viridiplantae, Streptophyta, Zygnematophyceae, Desmidiales, Closteriaceae. The record is from the annotation of a GenBank genome assembly.